Molecule: messenger RNA, 1602 nt
Organism: Styela clava
Lineage: Eukaryota; Metazoa; Chordata; Ascidiacea; Stolidobranchia; Styelidae
Source: RefSeq, a predicted model, not a curated record
AUCACGCACUUUUCAAAUUUAUACGCCAUAUUGAAAUUUUUUAUUUCAUUUCCCCCCUUUUUUCUUUACUCUGUUAUAUAUAUUUACGAUGGUGUGCUUCCCAUACCAUACCCUAAUGUAGCUUUUCUGAAUUGAAAUUCCAAACGUCGACAAAUUUGAUUGUUUUGCUAAUACCGUUUGUGCUUUAUUCUUUUUCGACAUUCUUCGUUAAUUCAAAGUAUUGAAUUUAUUAGAUUAUUUCUGCAUUCGAAAUAUGGCCAAAUUGCUGAUAUUUUUUAUAACUUCGCAAUACAUUGCGGUGUGCUACAGCCAUUGUUGGCUGGCGUGUACAGAUUACGCAGAAAAGAAUGCGAGAUACUACGAUCAUAAGUUGUGUCGUGGAUAUGCAAGAUCAGCUAUUCGUUUCGCACCCAGAGGUGGUGAAUUUGGACUGGAUAAAAGUUAUAACCACAGUCCAAUUGAAAAUGCCCCAUGCAGGACAAAGAGAAAUGAUUCGACUGAAUACAAUAAGGAACAUCCUAUGGCAGUGUACUAUCCCGGUCAACAAGUUGUCCUAGCCCAUCCUAUGAAAAAUCAUGGAUCGGAUUGGUGUUCUAAUAUGUACAUACCAGACAAAGGAUCCGUUAUUUAUCGGGGCGAUAGGAAUGAUGGAGCUGAUCUUACAUUUAGCGGGUUCCGCAACAAUCUCGUCGCGGAUCUUGGUGAAAAAGAUCCCCCAGUCAUGGGAUCAACUAAACAUCACGUUUAUCCAAAGCCUGUAUACCAAAACGCGCCUGCAUUUUGUGAAAAUAUGGACAAGUCAUUGGGAACGUACAGCUUCAACGUUCCAAAGAAUCUGAUCCCAGGUCAAUACACAUUCAUGUGGGUAUGGGCAUUCAACAGCUUUGAAGAAAUAUAUUCAUCAUGCUUUGAAGUGAAAAUUGUUAGAACGUUAAAACAGAGAAAUGUACAACUCGCUAAAAACGGAUUUAAGAAUUUUUACGAACCCUGUGGUGGAAAAACCUCCAAUUUUAGUAUUCGAGGGAACACAAAUCCAGGGUGUCGUGGAUAUAAAAGAAUAAAGUCACAGAGAAAACCGAAAAUGAGUUUGCAGACAAGAAAACCAACAACACACAGUAUUACUGUCACUGUAAGACCAGUCAUCACUUUGCCUCCACAAAUUCCUAUUGAAGUACAAACAGGAGAAAUGAGAGGGAAGGUGGUACUGCCGACACCUAGACCCGGUAUAAAAAGAAGAUAUAUCACCUUCAGUUGGUAUUGCCCAGCUGUGGCUAAUUUCUCCAAUGCUCGCGUUGUCAGUGCAAAAAAUCACGGGAGCAUAAGAGGACAACAAAGUGUCAGAAUUGUCUACAGUCUUAUACAGGACGAAAUCAACAUUAACAAGGCUGAAAUAUUUUAUCAUGUACAGUUUGUUCCAUUUUGCAAUACCAGGAAGUAUAAGCUAAAAGCAGAGCUGAUCAGAGAAGAAUAAUUGUGGAUUAAGUACAGCAUAAAAAUGGAAUAUUAUGCCAAACGCGUUUAUAUUUUUUAAUUUUGUAUAUAUAUACAUGUUUGGUGGAAACUGACUUUGAUUUAUAACAGAAAGAUGUUGACUUUGUAUCA